UAACGGGCCGUGCCGAGCCUGCUGUCCUGGGAGGGGCGGGGCCGGCGCCCCUCGGCGCGAGGCGCCAUAGAGCGGGGACGGAGGACUCGGGUCCUAGACGCGUCCGGAAGUGGCUUCCUUCGGCGCCGCUCGGCACCAUAGAGCUGGGGGGCUGCGGCCAGGGGUCGCGGAGCCCUCCUGCCUAGAGCGGCGAGGACGGGGUGGCGGCCCGGGCGGAGGGGCAGGGGAGGGGGAGCGGCGCGGGCGGAAGCGGCCGGGAAGGUCACUUCCGGCCUGGGCGCCCGUCCCCCUGACCCCAGGGUCUGAGUCGCCGCUGCCGCCGCUGCCACCAUCCGCGAGGCAGGCGCGAGGAGGAGGAGUGCGGCGCGGUGGCCCCGGGCCGGAGGAGGGACGUAGACAUGGAGCUUCGGGAAGAGGCCUGGUCUCCAGGGCCACUGGAUUCUGAGGACCAGCAGAUGGCCAGUCACGAGAACCCAGUGGACAUACUCAUCAUGGAUGAUGACGACGUCCCCAGCUGGCCCCCGACCAAGCUCUCCCCGCCCCAGUCUGCACCCCCGGCCGGGCCCCCACCCAGGCCACGGCCGCCCGCCCCCUACAUCUGCAACGAGUGCGGCAAGAGCUUCAGCCACUGGUCCAAGCUGACACGGCACCAGCGCACGCACACGGGCGAGCGGCCCAACGCCUGCAGCGACUGCGGCAAGACCUUCUCGCAGAGCUCGCACCUGGUGCAGCACCGGCGCAUCCACACGGGCGAGAAGCCCUACGCCUGCUCCGAGUGUGGCAAGCGCUUCAGCUGGAGCUCCAACCUCAUGCAGCACCAGCGCAUCCACACCGGCGAGAAGCCCUAUGCCUGCCCCGACUGCGGCCGCAGUUUCACGCAGAGCAAGAGCCUGGCCAAGCACCGGCGCUCGCAUAGCGGCCUCAAGCCCUUUGUGUGUCCGCGCUGUGGCCGCGGUUUCAGCCAGCCAAAGAGCCUGGCGCGCCACCUGCGGCUGCACCCCGAGCUGUCGGGGCCUGGUGUGGCCGCCAAGGUGUUGGCAGCCAGUGUGCGCCGCGCUAAGGCGCCGGAGGAGGCAGCGGCGGCAGACGGCGAGAUCGCCAUCCCGGUGGGCGACGGCGAGGGCAUCAUCGUGGUGGGCGCGCCUGGCGAGAGCGCCGCGGCUGCCGCAGCUAUGGCCGGCGCAGGGGCACGGGCGUCCGGGCCGAGGUCACGGCGCGCCCCGGCUCCCAAGCCUUAUGUGUGCAUGGAGUGCGGGAAGGGCUUCGGGCAUGGGGCUGGGCUUCUGGCCCACCAGCGGGCUCAGCACGGGGACGGGCUGGGGGCGGCGGGCGGCGAGGAGCCUGCGCACAUCUGUGUGGAGUGUGGCGAGGGCUUCGUGCAGGGCGCUGCGCUCCGCAGACACAAGAAGAUCCACGCUGUGGGCGCGCCCUCGGUCUGCAGCAGCUGCGGACAGAGCUUCUACCGGGCUGGCGGGGAGGAUGAGGACGAGGACGCAGCCUCCGGCGGGCGCUGCACCGAGUGUCGUGGCACAGAGGGCCGGUAGGGGCGGGGGCGCCCGGGGGGGAGCAGGGCCCCUCGGGCUUGGCGGGGACGACAAGACCUGGAGGCCAGGGAGAAAUGGACAGAGGGGUGCGACCGGUGGCAUCCUCGUCUCCUGCCCCUGCUACUCGGCCUGCGCUGUCUUGGUGCGAGAGGACCUGUGGGCAUUAGGGCAAGAUGGUUUCUCAAGGUGCCCGCUGGCUCUCCCAACCCUGCCCUUUCUAGGUUCUCCGCCAGAGCUAGACAAUGUGAGAACUGUAGAGGUCAAGAGGCCAGACCCUCACGCAAGAGGCUGCCCCUCUCUUCCCACACUGUCUGGGAUGUUGUAAGGGAUGGAGGGAAGUCUGGCCUUUUGUAUUUAGAGGGUCCCAGAAAGGCGAGGGGAGAGGGGCCCUUUGCCCUCUUAGAAUUUUCUUUUAAUCAUACCCCUUACCCCCUCCCAUCCACUAUUUUUUCUGCCCUUCGAGUCCUAUUGAUUUUAUAGCCCAGGUUUUCCUCCUGCUCCUGGGUGUGGGGUAGCAGAGGAGUGAAGCAGAAGGAGACCCUACACCCAGGGUAGCCCCCUUCAGAGGAUGGGGUGCGCUGUCUGUUCUCUGGCGUGGGCAGGUGGAAGAAGGGGUGUGAGGGCAAUAAAUCACACUAUUCGAUUGUC
This is a messenger RNA of Marmota flaviventris (yellow-bellied marmot), 2192 nucleotides long. It is a transcript of the gene Znf787, whose product is annotated as zinc finger protein 787. NCBI's taxonomy places the organism in Eukaryota, Metazoa, Chordata, Mammalia, Rodentia, Sciuridae. The record is from RefSeq and is a predicted model, not a curated record. Gene Ontology annotation, biological process: regulation of transcription by RNA polymerase II. Gene Ontology annotation, molecular function: DNA-binding transcription factor activity, RNA polymerase II-specific. Gene Ontology annotation, cellular component: nucleus.